Messenger RNA from Syzygium oleosum, 1146 nucleotides. RefSeq names its product cytokinin riboside 5'-monophosphate phosphoribohydrolase LOG1-like. The transcript is spliced from 7 exons. The coding region runs from base 251 to 919 and encodes 222 amino acids. Gene Ontology annotation, biological process: cytokinin biosynthetic process. Gene Ontology annotation, cellular component: nucleus; cytosol. NCBI's taxonomy places the organism in Eukaryota, Viridiplantae, Streptophyta, Magnoliopsida, Myrtales, Myrtaceae. The record is from RefSeq and is a predicted model, not a curated record. Gene Ontology annotation, molecular function: hydrolase activity, hydrolyzing N-glycosyl compounds.
AGAGAGAGAGAGAGCAAUACUAAAGGAAGGAGCUGCCCAGCUAGAGGAAUGGAGAAGAGAUGGGGUGGUAGUUGUUGGGGUCAUCUCCAACACCAAGAAUACUUUCUAAGCAGACAAAAGCAAGUGUGCAGAUAAAAUCCAAAAGGUGAUUUUGCUUGUGGAGCUCCAAAAGCAUUGGUGUCACCUUCUGUCUCUCUCUCUCUCUCUCUCUCUCUCUCUCUCUCACACAUGCUUUGUUGAGGUCAACAACAUGGAAUUAGGAGCAGCAAAUGAAGCCGCCAAAGGAAGAUUCAGAAGGGUGUGCGUGUUCUGUGGUAGCAGAGCUGGACACAAGUCCACUUUCAGUGAGGCAGCUCUUCAGCUUGGUCAACUCCUGGUUGAAAAGAAGAUUGAUUUGGUGUAUGGUGGAGGGAGUGCUGGUUUAAUGGGUUUAAUAUCCCAGACUGUGCAUAAUGGAGGUCGCCAUGUUCUUGGGGUUAUCCCUAGAGCGCUUCUUCCUCAUGAGAUAUCAGGACAAACACAUGGAGAAGUGAAAACAGUAGCAGACAUGCACCAAAGGAAGUCAGAAAUGGCAAAGCACGCUGAUGCUUUUAUAGCACUACCUGGUGGUUAUGGAACCAUGGAGGAACUCCUGGAGAUGAUUACCUGGUCUCAGCUAGGAAUACAUGAAAAACCAGUGGGAUUACUGAAUGUGGAUGGGUAUUAUGACAGCUUGCUUGCAUUGUUUGAUAAAGGAGUUGAAGAAGGCUUCAUAGAGGACUCUGCAAGGAAAAUACUAGUUUCAGCCAAUACUGCAGAGGAACUCCUCAAGAAAAUGGAGGAAUAUGAGCCGGUCCAUGAUAGAGUUGCACCCAGACAAAGCUGGGAAGUGGACCAAUCAUUCGAGUCAACUCAAAGUGGGGAAACCCUAAGAUCUUAGAUCUUAUUAAUCAUCAGUUGUCGGUGUAUAUAUUUAGAUAUAUGUCCUGGUGUUAGUCCCAUUUUAUUCAAAAAGAAAAAGACAGCAAACAUGUAACUCUCCCUCAAGUGGGCAAUCACCUAGAUCCCAAAUCCUAAUCACUUCUUUGUAUAUUCAUGACUUUUCAGUUGAUGCUCCAUCUUCUACUAUCUCAUGAAAGUUGAAGAAUUUCUCAGAAACUCUCUCUC